Molecule: messenger RNA, 7038 nt
Organism: Bursaphelenchus xylophilus (pine wood nematode)
Lineage: Eukaryota; Metazoa; Nematoda; Chromadorea; Rhabditida; Aphelenchoididae
Source: the annotation of a GenBank genome assembly
AUGCUGUUGACUCUGCUUCAACGGCUCCCAGUUGAGGUAAGUAGACCGUUUUAUGUGCCGGAGGCAAUGUUUUCAGAUCCAGAAACAUGUUGCGGAGAAGCUCUCAAUUGUUGACGUCGUUCAUGAGGAAGAAAGGCUGCCAGCGAGCAUGCUGUGCCUUUUCAAAGAUCGGUUUGAGUUCGCGUGCCGCGCAAACAACCUGAAGCCGAGCUUAAUGGAAUACACACCGUGGAGGUGGGAAUUCAAGAGGUAAAACUUUAAACAAAUAUCUCUGUAGUAGAGGUACCAAUCGGACAAUUUCUCGCCGUCUUGUUUAGAUUUCUUGGCUCCCUAACACUCGACCACCUGAACGACCGCACAUUAACGGAAAGCGAACUGCCGUUAUGGUGGAGUAUUGCUUCCUAUCCGAUCACAGGCAAUCGUCUCCUGAUUCCCGAGAUGAACGCAAGACCUUUUUACGCAGUUGGUUAUAAUAGAUUAACGAUCUUCAUAAAGUACUUGAGACCAAAGGUGGCAAGUCGAUUUCCCCGAUGCACUCGAGUCAUUGACAGAAGGAUCGAGAGGAAUAUGCGCGGACAGGGGCGACUCUAUUUGACCCUAGGCAACGAGUUUGAUUUGGAGAUGCAAAAAGAACAUGGAAUUGAUUGUUUUGAGAGCUCAAUUCAGGUAAGCUGGCAGGAUGACAUAAUACAGGGUGUUUCAAGAAAUUCCCCGGAAAGCAAUCGUCGAUUUCUCGGCGCUCAGUCAAGGUAUCCAAAAAAUUUCUUUUGCAUAAUAAAGAAGAAUACGGGCGGUUUUUUGCCUAUGAAAAUCACUUCCUCCGCCAACGCGGAAAGCAGUGUAUUCGGCGGAGACUUUUGGGCACUUUUUUGGUCAUCACACCCAUCUUAAACGCUGUUUUGUGGUUUUUGAUGGUUGAAAUGAGGAUUCUUGCUAAUUUUUGUGUUUACCAAGCGUUCGGCGAAGGUACGACAGCUGCUCGCCGUAUCUUAACUCAGCUAUGGAGAAGAAAUGGCCCAACACAAUUCUUAUGGUCUGGCAAGCAUUCUCUGCAGGUGUCGUAAACCCUCAAAAAUGUUGUCGCCAAGCCUUGUUAGACGUUUAGUCAUCGAGAAACGACUUGGUUCACUGGAAAACAACGAAAUAUUUUUUGUUUAAAUUUCUCUUUGCCAUGCUGUUUCAAACAUCUGCACAGUGCGCUCCGACUUUAUCGGCGUUGCAGGGACUGCAUUGCACCGUGCGGUCGCUAAAUCGGAUCGCUUAGCAUUGUAGCCGGCCAUCUGAUCCAUUGUGCAAAAAAUUUGAAGACUUUCUGGAUGCUUCAGUGUCGCAAUAAAGCAUUAAAAAUUCGGGUGAUAAGCAAAAAAGCGCCCAAAAGUCUCCGCCGAAUACACUGCUUUCCGCCUCGGCGGAGAAAAUGAUCGUCAUAGGCAAAAAACCGCCCAUAUUCUUCUUUAUAAUGCAGAAAAAACUUUUUGGAUAUCUUGACUGAGCGCUAAGAAAUCGUCGAUUACUUUCCGGGGAAUUUCUUGAAACACCCUGUAUAUAUUUAAUGGUGCAAUAACUCUUUAUCCGAAUCUCAAUUUGCUUUGACUUUUAUCCUUUCGCGGCCAAUUCACACAAAAUACGCCACCCUGCAGCUUGCCUCACCUUUUAUAUCAGUCUGUCGGGAAAAUAAUGUGGAUUUGUCGCACCAAAAUGUCUCGCCGUUGUCUCGCAUCAAAUUCCCAGUCCCGGCUAGCCGUCGCAAAACGACGAUUCCAAGGCAAAUAUAAUACAUUGUUUUCCCGACAGACUGAUACAGAACACAGUUAUACACAUAUCCGUGUUUUAGGUUCAUUCGUAUUUUGGCGGAUUGCUAGAAAUGGUCUUUGACGAGAACGACGUCUUGUUUUACAGCAGCCACGACAGGCAAGUGGGACGUUUGGAGGUCUACAGGAAAGAUUUGACCUCACCCGACCCUCCGAUGUUAAUUUAUUCACUUGCCAAGGAAUGCACCCUUUAUCAGUUGUCCGUCUUCGGAAACAUGAUGUGCAUUUACGCAGAGCAUCCGCGGACACACCCACGCCGCGCUCCUGAUUCCAGACAGCGGCUUUACAUGGUCGAUCUGAUCAGCGGCAGUGUUAAGAAAAAGAAAAAUAUGCGCAAUAUGUCGAUCGUAAGUCUUCAGGGGAGCUGCCCGAAGUGUGGAUAAUUAUGGAUGAAACCUGACACAAAUUCAUGAAAUUAAAAAAAAUUAUGUAAAAUUUCAGGAAGCUCAGAUGAUAACCUACAAUAACAAAAUCAUCUUCUUGAAACAAGACAAGAUAAAUUAUUACACAGGGUUUUCGAUCGUUUACGACAUGACGACUUGUAAGAGCAGAGGGUAUUCCGGCUCAACACAACGGACACCAUUAAACCGCAAUUCAUUUGUUUACAUCUCUGCCCUAGACGAAAGUAAUGUUACGGUGAAGGUGGGUUGACCGCUUUCGGAUCGGUUUAGGUUGCAAUAGGCCAGGAGAACUCGGCGGAGGCUCGGCAAAGGCCAAGAAAAUUUGGCAGCCGGACUUCCGCCGAAUCUUCAGAGCUUUUGUCAGACUUAAGUUUUUUAUCAUCGGCCUCGAUUGCUUUAGUUUUGGCAGCACGGUCGAUUACUUAAUCUACUUUAGCUCCUCUCAAUUUCCGAGGAUGUCGUUCGUGUAUUCGAUGUCCAAGAAGUCAAAACAACGCCCGUCAUUGGACGAUAUAACGACCAAAUUUUUAUAAUUAUCCAGAGCGACAUUCAACAUGUUUGGUAUCAAGAAAGUUGUAAUUGUAAGCAAAUAAUUCCUUUAUUCCUGUAAUUUAAAUAUAUUUUCAGCCCCUCCCCGGCUUCUAAAAACAUUCCGAGGCCCGUCAAAGUUGGGUAAACGAAAACUCGAAUGUCAUUUUAAGGACAGAAACCUACGCGUUGCAACGCAACGCGUUGCAACGCAACGCGUUGGGAAUUCGCGACGGGCAACGUUGUAGCUGCAAAUUCGUAAAAUUUCGAGUUUUCUUCCAUAAUCUCGGGGUUUCCGGUCAUAAAGCGCAAUUAAACGUAAAUUUUGUCGGAUUUUCUUUUCAAAGAUGAUAGUACAUAAUAAAUGGCGCAAUCUACCUUCGUUUUACAUUUUACAGAGGCGGACGUGAUCCAGUGCCAAAAAACGUACCAUUUUGCAUCCACGAAAGAACCAGAAUCUCGCAAAAUAGCUCCCUUUUCUUGCUGGGCCAUGCCUGAAUAUACAGGGUGACAAAGAAAAAAUGCAACUCAUUUUUAUGGCCAUAUUUUGUCUAAAACACCAAACUUAACUAAAGUAAAGGUAAAUAUCAGCAACAUAGAGUAUUGUUAAUAGUAUGCUCAGUCAGUUUUAAGAUGGCUGUUCUUGGCGCCAAGAUAGAGCUCAAAACGUAACUUUAAAUUUUGGGCGAUUCGCCGGAGCUUUUUUUGGAGAAAUCGGUCCCGUUCUUACCGCAGCGAUCAAUUAGCGGCUCUAAACUUUUUUGGCGUGAACUAGAGGUCUUGACCUCCAACCGAAGAAAAAACAUAGUCCACCGGAUUCAGAUCCGGCGAGUAGGCGGCCACGUCGCAGACCACAUAAAAUCGGGAAAAUUCUGGCCUUGCGUCUUUUUUGCUUUAUGGGCGGUGGCGGAAUCCUGCUACGGUUUCCGUUUUGAAUCGCCAAGGUGCUACUGAGUCCACGGAAUCACGUUUGGCGCCCAAAAUCUGACUUAUCCGUUUGGUUUUGACUCUUUUAUCCAAGAAAACCAAGGAUAUCACGCCGCUGGCGCAAAACUUUGCCCCAGGCCAUGAGAGGCCGGAUUUUUACUGGGUUCAAAAAUAGCGUAUGGUUUUUGACUCUAUACAGUCCAACUCCUGCCAUUCUGGUGGUUGUAGGCCUGCUCGAUGUUGAGAUAUUUCUCAUCGACGGACAGGAUCUUCUGUCACCGCUGAGCUGCGGCGCGACGCUUGAAUUUUCGACAUUUUUUCGGAUAUUGUUGCUUGUAGCGUUCCGUGAGGCGCUAGCCUUUUUGGAGCUUGUUAGGCUUGCGCUACGGUGCAUUGCUGGCCAUUCAUCGACCAGCUGUUUUGUUGAUGACGGUCUGCCGGGCAAUCUUUUUCAUGGACACCAUCAGAUUUUGCUUCACUCGCUUUUUGAUGAUCUCAAAGUUGCCAGAAGUGUUUAAUAUGCGCUUUCUUCUAUUUCCUGGACACUUAACAUCGUGGCCAAGCUCGUGGAGUCGUUUGGUGGCUUUUGGCCUAGCAGAUUUUCCUACACCGAGCAGUUUAGCAAUCUCACACUGUCCUUUUUCUUCUCGAGACAGGUUUAAAAUCGGGGUCCCUCUGUUUGACACUCAAACAACAAAAGAUGAUAAUCAAUUGAUAUGGGCAUGAAAAUCAAAAGACUAGGACAGAAAAACACGGAGAAUUUAAUGGUAUAAAAAAUAUUUCGCUACACCUAAACAUUUUCGCGGCAGGACCCGUGAAAAAAAGUUGCAUUUUUUAUUUGUCACCCUGUAUACAUAUACAGGAUCGGCCAAGUCUUGUUUACCUAGCAUAAUAAUUUCUUGCUGUAAUGUAAUUGUUCGUUUCUUGGUCGAUCCAGUGAAUAUUUAUGAUCUUAUUCAUGUAUACAAACUUCUACUGUCUAAAAUACGAAAGGAUUCAUAGAAACUAUGGAAUAAACUUAUGACUUAUCAAGGCGAAUCAAAAAUUUAAAAAAUUUACCAGAUUUGCCAAAAACGGCUCUUUUCUGUGGCAAUUUCCAUUCUCCAGUAUUCCCAGCUGCGAACGGUUGUCAAAUUUUAUCCGAUCUCCACCAUCAACCAACCGGAUUUGUUGUGUUGGGAUACGAGGUGAGUGAAUUCUUAAACAUCUACAACAAAGGCAAAAAAAAGGUUACAAAGUUGCUUCCAGAUGUGUCGUCCCAAAAAGAAAGUCGAGAGAAUUUCGCCGAUUCGAGAAACCCCAACUCCGACCCCGAAAAAGGAAUCAGGCGAUGAGAACAACGAUGAAAAGGCUUCAAAACGGUGAGUGGAGGGAACAUGAAGACGAUUGGCCGAGGGGUUUAUAAGAAAAUGUGAGGGGGGUCCAACCUUAGGGGAUGAAGUCUCUUUAAUUUUGUUUGCGAUCAUGUAAUCAUAGAUCCCAAAUCAUUGCCUAUUAUAUAAUUUGAGGAUUAUUCUUUCAGCAAUUCGAAGAAGUCCUCCAAAUCGGCUAAGUCUCAAGGAAACAACCCGAUGGAUCCGAGCAACCCAACCAAAGAUCCGAAGCUCCCAACUCAAGCGGACGACUGGUCGGAGGAGAAUGAAGCCGUGAUCAUGAGUAUGGGCGAAUCCUUGAGAUCCACCAGGUCUUCGCGGAAAAAGAGAAGCGGCUUUCAGAACAAACCCGAGUUUCGCUAUGCCCUAAGUUUCUGCAAUGUCGGCAUUGAAGGUCUGGUCCAGGAAUUCAACACUCUUCGCAAUUACCAGGCACCGGAUGUGACUUAUAACGAGUUCUUGAGAAACAAAGGCAGUAAUCGGUAAGGCUUCAGAGUUUUGUUGGCUUUUGGGGUUAAUAAUUAGAGAAACAUGCCAUUGUGAUUUCAGUUACGCCGACGUCCCUUGUUUGGAUCCGCCGAAGGGCGACAAUAUCCUCGAUAGCGGUUAUUACCAUGGAAAUUUUGUUUAUUUCCCGCAGGAUGAGGUAAGAGUGCAUUUUUUCUGAUUAUGUUGUCUGCAGUCUGAAGCGAUUCCAUUUGUAAUUGUGUGACGCUUUCAGAACCCUCGUUUCCCACGUUACUUGAUCUGCCAAGGACCACUGGAACUAACAACAGUGGUCUUUUAUGAUGUCGUCAAACGGAAUGGGAUUUCCUGCAUCUUAAUGCUGUGUGAUUGGAAUGAGAAUGGAAAGGCAAAGUGUUUCAACUACCUUCCAAAGGAUGAGGAAACCUCCAAAUUGUUUGAUAUUUCUAUUCCGACGGUCGUCGAAGAGGAGAAUGCACCGGAAGGCACCACCGUCAGACAAUGCAACUGGAAAGGACUAGAGUAAGAUAGUGGUAGACGAUGCACGUCAAACUAAUAUAAAUCAGCCCGGUGAAUGGAUUGGCAAUUUGCCAAAAAAAGACGCGAAAAAACGUUUUGUCGGGGAAGAAAUGGGGAAUUUUUUGGGGCGAGGGAGUACGCUUUUGUGUGUCUUUUUUCUCUCUUUCUCUUGCGAAAUCAAGACGAAGUGUAAAAAACCGAUAGCGAAGGGUCUAUUCCGGUCACCGGACUCCUUAGUUUGAAGUGCGAUGUGAUUGUGUUUGUGUUACAUAAUAUGUAUGUACUAGCUGGAGUGAUCUUUCAGUGUGACCCACAUUCAGUGGACUGGAUGGCCAGAUCAUUGUGGUCCUGUGACUUCGAAGCCGGUAUUCCAACUUUUGGAAUUGAGCAAGAAGUACAACAAGGAUAAGAAGAAACCUGUCUUGGUCCAUUGCUCAGCUGGUAAUAAUUUGGUUUAUGCAAUAUUACACAAAGUUCAAAUUGGCUUUUAUUUGAAUUUUUAGCGGGCUUAGUGCCGUACUUAUGUUGUUUUAGGUAUCGGUCGAUCCGGAACACUGCUUGCUCUCGAUCUGCUGAAGGAAAACUUCAAAAACUUUGAUGACAAUUGUAAAAUCCCUGAGGCGAGUUUACCAACAAUGAUUUGUAUUGUAUAGUAUUUUUGUGAGUUUAGAUUCUGAAGUACCUUCGAAAGUAUCGAGCUAAAGCGAUCCAGACGGCUCCUCAAUACGUCUUCCUUCACAUCGCUUUCCUUGACCUGCUGGUUGAAAAGUAUGGACCGUCGGUGGAGACGGCCAAAAUGAAGACUUUCCGGAGGAGAUAUGCCAAAUAUACGAACAUCGUCGCCCAAAAACAACCGGUAUGCGAAAAAUAAUUUAUUUCAACGUGUGUAAAUUCGUGUUUGAAUUUGCAAAUUACUGAUUGUAGCGUUGUCAAUCAGUAAUUUUAUGUUUGCAGGUUCAUCCUAAGCCUGUGGGUGAAACUGGAAAGGCUGAGAAUUCUCCGGCGAAACAGUGA